ACUUUUAUGCUAGGUCUGGAGUUCGAUACCGAGAGUAGGGUUUUUCUGUGUCUUUUUUUGUCCUUACCAUCUCCAAAACCUCACUGACCGUAGCAGGAAAAACCCUAAAACCCUUGAGUUUUAGUUAGCUAAAACAAUAAAUAAUCUAUCUUGAGAAGCCCAGAAAACUCACUUGUGUGAUAAUUCUGUAAGGCUUGCAAGAGAUGCAGCAAAGAGCUCAAGACAUAAUUUACACGAAGCAGCCUUACAUCGAGGAUGUCGGUCCACGGAGAAUUAAAAGCAUUCAAUUCUCGACGAUGUCUGGAUCGGAUAUUCUGAAAGCCUCUGAAUGCCAAGUCCAUUUAGGCCAAUACUAUGACGCCAAUAAAAAGGCAAUCGUCGGUGGUCUGUUGGAUACUCGCAUGGGAGCUCCAAAUAAACAUGGUACCUGUCAAACUUGUGGCGGAUCCUUCACAGACUGUCCAGGACACUUUGGAUACUUGAACCUUGUCUUGCCAGUUUAUAAUGUUGGGUAUUUAAGUACUAUUUUGGACAUUCUCAAGUGUAUUUGUAAGUCUUGUUCCCGUGUACUUGUUGAUGAGAAAUUACGCAAAAGUUAUUUGAAAAGGAUGAGAAAUCCUCGGACCGAGCCUCUGAAGAAGAAUGAACUUAUGAAGGAGAUUGUAAAGAAAUGCAGUAGCAUGGCAAGCAGUAAAGCAGUGAAGUGCUUGAGAUGCGGAUAUAUGAAUGGUAUGGUAAAGAAGGCUGGGUCUGUCGUGGGCAUCAUUCAUGAUCGUUCAAAACUGAUUGAUGGAUAUUUGGAAGAAUGUAAAUCUGCAAUUGGACACACAAGAGAGGCUAGGGCGCCUAUUGGUCUGGCUACUUAUAUUCUCAACCCUGUCAGAGUGCUGUCUCUUUUUCAAAGGAUGGUGGAAGAGGAUUGUGAAUUGCUUUACUUACAAGGUAGACCUGAGAAGCUCAUUAUAACAACCAUUGCUGUGCCACCUAUAUCUAUCCGACCUUCUGUUUUUACAGAAGGCUCCCAGAGCAAUGAAAAUGACAUUACGGAGCGGUUGAAACAAAUUAUUCAAUUCAAUGCGAAACUUCGUCUUGAGUUACUGGAAGGAAGAAGGACUGGGAUCAAAUAUCUGAUUGGAUGGGAUGAACUUCAAGCUGUAGUUACACUAUAUAUAAAUAGUGAUGUUCGCAUACCAUUGGAUAUGCAAGUAGGAAGGCCAUUGAGUGGUUUUGUUCAGCGCCUCACAGGAAAGCAAGGUCGAUUUCGGCAGAACUUAGCUGGGAAGCGUGUUGAGUUUACUGGAAGGACUGUUAUAUCACCAGACCCUAAUCUUAAGAUUACUGAGGUAGCAAUUCCGAUCCAUAUGGCUCGGAUCUUAACUUAUCCUGAACGUGUUACUCAUCACAAUAUUGAGAAGUUGAGGCAAUGUGUCAAUAAUGGAUCUUACAAAUACCCCGGUGCAAGGAUGGUCACAUAUCCAGAUGGCUCAUCAAAGAUGUUGACAGGUAAUUACAGAAAACGCAUUGCUGAGGAACUAAAAUCUGGUUGCAUAGUUCACCGUCAUUUGGAAGAUGGGGACGUGGUUCUCUUUAACAGACAACCAAGCUUGCAUCGGAUGUCUAUCAUGUGCCAUAGGGCAAGAAUUAUGCCUUGGAGAACAUUGAGAUUUAAUGAAUCUGUUUGCAACCCUUAUAAUGCUGAUUUUGAUGGUGAUGAAAUGAAUAUGCAUGUCCCGCAAACAGAAGAGGCUCGGACAGAGGCCUUUUUGCUGAUGGGGGUUCAAAACAAUUUGUGUACACCGAAAAAUGGAGAGAUCUUGGUGGCCUCAACCCAAGAUUUUUUAACAUCUUCCUUUCUCAUUACAAGGAAGGACACUUUUUAUGACCGUGCAGCUUUCUCCCUUAUGUGUUCUUACAUGAAUGAUGGCAUGGAUCUUGUUGAUUUGCCAACACCUUCAGUACUUAAGCCAAUAGAGCUUUGGACUGGGAAACAAUUGUUUAGUGUUCUAUUGCGGCCGCAUGCUAAUGUGAGAGUAUAUAUAAAUCUUAUUCUUAAGGAGAAAAACUAUUCAAGACCCAACAAGGAACACAAAAAAGAGCGAGAAACAAUGUGUCCUAAUGAUGGUUAUGUUUACUUCCGUAACAGCGAGUUAAUUUCUGGACAACUUGGGAAGGCUACUCUAGGUAAUGGCAACAAGGAUGGUCUCUAUUCUAUUCUUCUUAGAGACUACAAUGCAUAUGCUGCUGCUACUUGCAUGAAUCGACUAGCUAAAUUGAGUGCUCGCUGGAUAGGAAAUCAUGGCUUCUCAAUUGGGAUUGAUGAUGUCCAACCAGGAAAAAAAUUGAUCGAUGAGAAAGGGAAAACAAUUUCAAAUGGUUAUCGACAUUGCAAUAAACUGAUAGCUGAUUACAAUGGAGGAAGGCUUGCGCUUAAAUCUGGUUGUGAUGCAACUCAAACACUGGAAACUGAAAUAACUGAGAGAUUAAAUAAGCUUCGAGAGGAAGCUGGGGAUGUAUGCAUGAAAGAAUUGCAUUGGAGAAACAGUCCAUUGAUUAUGUCACAGUGUGGAUCCAAGGGUUCCCCUAUCAAUAUUAGCCAGAUGAUUGCAUGUGUUGGUCAGCAAUCAGUUGGAGGUUCCCGUGCUCCUGAUGGAUUCAUAGAUCGAAGUCUCCCUCAUUUCCCUAGGAAAUCCAAGACCCCUGCUGCUAAAGGCUUUGUGGCUAAUUCCUUUUAUAGUGGUUUGUCGGCAACUGAGUUUUUCUUCCAUACCAUGGGUGGGAGAGAAGGUCUGGUGGAUACUGCGGUGAAAACAGCUGACACUGGAUACAUGGCUCGUAGACUGAGCAAAGGACUGGAAGACUUGUGUGUUCAAUAUGAUAACACAGUGCAAGAUGCAGGUGGAGGUAUAGUUCAAUUUCUUUAUGGAGAUGAUGGCUUGGAUCCUGCUAUAAUGGAAGGAAAAGCAGGGGUUCCUUUGAAUUUUGAUAGAUUGUUCAUGAAAGUUAAGGCAACCUGUGGUGCUGAAGAAGAUGAGUACCUUUCCCCUUCAGAUAUCUCAAACAUUGUACAAAGUUUGCUACUAAAGCAUAAUGGGACUCUUGAUGGAAUUUGUUCUGAAUCCUUCAGAAAAAGUCUUAGUUCUUUUCUUGGGGAUCAAGCUAAGAGACUGGAAUGCUUGAUGAAAUUGGUUGAUGGUGUUGAGGUAGAGAAUUUUGAGAAUAUAAAAAAUGUUGAAGGGCUCACAGGAAUUUCUAAGAAUACAGAAAAGAUUGCUCAGAAGGUCUCUGGUAUUACUGAAAAGCAGUUGGAGGUUUUUCUGAAAACCUGCCUUGAUCGUUAUGUCUGGAAAAGAAUUGAACCUGGAACUGCAAUUGGAGCAAUUGGAGCUCAAAGUAUCGGAGAACCAGGAACGCAAAUGACAUUAAAGACCUUUCACUUUGCUGGAGUUGCAAGCAUGAAUAUAACACAGGGAGUUCCUCGUAUUAAAGAAAUAAUAAAUGGUGCCAAAAGGAUCAGCACACCUAUCAUUACAGUAGAACUUGAGCAUAAUAGUAAUGUAAAUGCUGCUCGAAUCAUAAAGGGCCGCAUCCAGAAAACUGUUCUAGGCCAGGUCGCGAAAAGUAUAAAAAUUGUAAUGACUUCAAGAUCAGCAUCAGUAAAGGUUACACUUGACAUGAAAACAAUUCGUGAGGCACAGUUAUCCUUGGAUGCUAACAUUGUGAGAGAAUUGAUUUUAGAAACUCCAAAGAUUAAGCGGAAGCUGCAGCGUAUUAAUGUUUUAGAAGAUGGAAAGUUGGAAGUUUUUCCAGGUGGUGACAGAAACAAACUUCAUUUUGAACUCCAUUCUCUUAAAAAUAUGCUUCCAGCAGUUGUAGUAAAGGGCAUAAAAACAGUUGAACGUGUUGUUAUUGCCCAGAAGAAGCUUGAUGAUGCAGAGAAUGAUCAAGGUGGCCCGAAAUACAACAUGUUUGUAGAAGGCAUGGGUCUUCAAGCUGUUAUGGGGACUGAGGGUGUUGAUGGUCGGAAAACAAAAAGUAAUCAUAUCAUUGAAGUCCAGGAAACUCUUGGAAUUGAGGCUGCCAGAAAGUGCAUCAUUGAUGAGAUAAAAGGGACCAUGGAAAGUCAUGGAAUGAGCAUAGACAUUCGUCAUAUGAUGCUUUUAGCAGAUGUGAUGACUUCCAGGGGUGUUGUUCUUGGAAUCACAAGAUUUGGUAUUCAAAAGAUGGACAAAAGUGUGUUGAUGUUGGCUUCAUUUGAAAAAACAUCAGAUCACCUCUUUAAUGCUUCUGUAAAAGGAAAGGAUGAUAAAAUUGAGGGAGUAAGUGAAUGCAUCAUAAUGGGCAUCCCAGUUGCAAUAGGCACCGGUGUACUCAAAAUUCAGCAAAGAGUUGAUCCACUUCCGAUGUUGGAUUAUGGAUUAGAUCCUAUCAUCUCUUGAAAGUCAUCAACAUGUUUAUGGAGUUAUAUAUGCUUGCAAAUUUUCCAGUAGACUUGGUGCACAUGCCUCACUGUCACUUCUUGAAGGUUAGAGAUGUGCAUGGAAACUUCACUGUGAAUUGUUGGCUCACUUUUGUUUUAAACCGCAGGAUGAACUUCUAAAAGAUGGUAUUGAAACCAAACAUCCUCGACCCCUCUACCAUCUUUUGUUGGAUUCUUAACAUGUAUAUAUACAUACAAACACAUUUAUUUUCUGUUCAGUUUGGUUUUUACUUGAAAAAAAUAACCAAACUGAAUUAAAAAAAAAAAAUUCAAGAUCAAAACCAAAUCAAAACCAGUUUAAACUGAUAAUUUUCGGUUCGGUUUGAUUUGGUUCCUUGAUGUGAAAACCAGAAAAACAUGAUUCUCUUUUUGGGUUUAAACGCCAUUAAUUAAUGUAAAAAACAUGUUCUAAUU
This is a messenger RNA of Populus trichocarpa (black cottonwood), 4891 nucleotides long. Its product is annotated as DNA-directed RNA polymerase III subunit 1. Gene Ontology annotation, molecular function: DNA-directed RNA polymerase activity; DNA binding. Gene Ontology annotation, biological process: DNA-templated transcription. The transcript is spliced from 27 exons. Lineage: Eukaryota; Viridiplantae; Streptophyta; Magnoliopsida; Malpighiales; Salicaceae. The record is from RefSeq and is a predicted model, not a curated record. Bases 204 to 4436 code for a protein of 1410 amino acids.